CAUAAAAAUAGGCUGCGCCGUGAAUGUUGCGUACACACGGGGCUGUAGGGGGCGCUCUGAGCGGGGUGUUUGAAACCUGCUACGAUGGAACCGAAAAACAGAAGAAGAUCUUUCAGCGAGCAGUGCCAGAUGCUGGAGUUGUAGACUGCUUCAAUCACUGCACCCAGGCAGUAAUGUCUGGCUAUUUGCGUUCAAGUCUCCUCCUUUACACUGGCGGAAGACAUCUGACCAGUUUCUUUGCACCCAUUCACCAUGUUUUACCUGAUACACUGUGUAGAACCUGCUCGCUCCCUUUUCAAGCCCGGAGCUUCUCCUCCCGUGGUGGUCGAUCAGAUGGAAGCUCAGGACAGGAAGGAGAAAACACACUGCGUGCUCCAAGACAUGAAAUGGACUUCCAGCUGAGCCGGCUGCAGAUCAACACAGUUCUGCGUGCUAAUGAGCAAUCUGUUCGUAUUCCAGAGUUUGAUGGCCGUGGUGGUCCCAGUCCAGUGCUGAGGUUUGAAAGCAACCAGCUUUCAGCCAACACUCCGCUAGAGGACCGACGCAGCAGCGCCAGCUGCCUCCAAACUCGCGGCAUGCUUUUUGGCGUGUUUGAUGGACACGGCGGACAUGCGUGUGCUCAAGCAGUCAGCGAGCGUCUGCCUUACUACAUUGCUGUAUCCAUGAUGUCAGAGUCCGUCCUGGAGGAUCUAGAGGCCGCCAUGGAGACCUUACGACCCGUGCCGCCCAUUCUUCAGUGGUACAAGCACCAUAAUGACUACAACUACAGGGAAUCAGCAGCCCUCUAUGUAAAUCAUUUGCGUGUUUACUGGCAGGAGCUUCUGGCGAGUGAAGAACAUGGUGAUGGCAUGCGUCCCGCAGAUGCUCUCACCUAUGCGUUCCAACGACUGGAUUCGGAUCUUUCUCUCGAGGCACAGGUGCCACUCGCAAAUGAUCUGAUGCGGAGCACGGCCAUCCAGGCUGCCUUCGCUGGCUGCACGGCUUGUGUGGCUCACGUUGGACCAGAAGGUGUGCAUGUUGCAAAUGCAGGAGACUGUCGGGCGGUUUUGGGCAUUCAGGAGCAUGAUGGGAGCUGGAGUGCUUUGCCACUUACACAAGACCACAACGCUGCCAAUGUAGUCGAGGUGGAGCGGGUAUGGAGGCAGCACCCGGCUAGUGAACGGCAAACCAUAAUCGUAGACGACAGGCUGCUCGGGGUCCUGAUGCCACUUCGUGCAUUUGGAGACGUUCGCUUCAAAUGGAGUCGUGAGCUCCAACAGAGUGUUCUGGAGAAUGGGGACUCUGAUUUAGAAGCGCUGAAUCUGUAUCAAUACGCUCCACCUAAUUAUCUCACCCCACCUUACUUGGAGGCAACACCAGAAGUCACCUACCACCGGCUUCGACCACAGGACCGCUUUUUGAUUUUGGCCUCUGAUGGUCUAUGGGAUGAGAUGACCAACAAUGAGGCGGUGAGGCUUGUGGCGGAACAUCUGACUGGUAUUCAUCUGCAAGCACCGGUUUCAGCCAGCCAGCUCAAUUUGGGACAAAUGCACCAGCUGCUGCUUAAGCGCCGGGCCAGAGCAACACCCGCUUUGGAUUUGAACGGAGCCACACAUUUGAUUCGCCAUGCACUGGGCACAAAUGAGUAUGGAGAGAUGGACCAGGAGAGACUGGCAACCAUGCUGGCUCUGCCUAGCGAUUUAGCACGCAUGUACCGAGAUGACAUCACUGUCACCGUGAUUUAUUUUAACCCAAACUUCAACAAAACUGUUAACUAAUAAAGAACAACAUUUUAAAGUUUCAUAUAUAAAAUGAUAUUUGAUAUUUGAUUUUGAUGAUUUUUUUAAAUGCAUUUUUUUAAGGUGUUUUUCUUGUCUCUUUCUUUAUGUUGUUGCAUACACUUUAGAUGGUUUCAUUACGUUUUAGAAAAUGUGAAUGCAACCAAGACUUCGGUGACUCACUUUAAAUGACACUUUAUGGGUUACAAAUGUGAAGGUAAAUUUUAAACACUUUAUGUAGUUCUGUCAGCAGCAGAUACAGCUAACAUGCAAAUCAAAAAGAUUCUUUAUAAUUAAGGCUGGUUAUUCGUCAGCCUCUUUUUAUUAUGUUGUUUUUUAAUACCUCGCACCUUUUAUGUCUCUGAUUGGUAUGAAACUGUUGUGAUUUGGCUGUUUUGUUGAAAUAGUUAAUGUCUACAUGGUUUGUCUAGGAUCUGUAUUAGUUUAAACUAUUGUUACAGCACUAGAAUUAGAAUAAUGAUAAUUGUACUUUUAAUUUAUUCUAUAGCUGUUAUAUAAGACGUUAAUUUUACUUGCGUAAGACGUUAAUUUUACUUGCAUUAAAUUUACAUUGUAGUGCAGCCUGAAGUUUACAUUAAUUUAGCACACUUGGUUCUUUCUGCUGUGCGUUAUAUUUUUUAACUAUGAAGGCAUUUUCACUUUGCACUUUGUAGUGACUGCAGGUUGUGUCAAAGUACUACAGUGAGUCACAACAGAAUUCUUGUCAAUGGUUAAACUGAUACUAUUUGUAGUGCAAAGUAUAAAGGUCAUAGAUGCCAGUUUUAUGGAAGGUUGUAUUAUACGUUACAUUAUACAUUAACGUUACAUCAACUUGCAAGUACGUUUCAAAAUAAUUUUGCUCUAGCAAAAUUAUCUGUUAUCUAUGUGGAUUUAUGAAGUAAAACUGGUGCACCACGUUUCCUAAUAGUGAACAAUGUUUUGCUUUUACAUUUAUGUUAUUUGUGUCUGAAUUGUUACUAUUUGUUCCGGUCUAAUGUGAGUGACAAACCUCAGAAACUCUCCUCUUUUGGAAAAUUGGGAGCAAGAUAAUAUAUUUUCACUGCAGAAUUUUGAAUUUUGUCUUUGUAUUUUUAUGAUGUCUAUUAUAAUCUAACUCUUUGGUUAUUAAAAGACUUUUAAUCCAA
This is a messenger RNA of Labeo rohita (rohu), 2902 nucleotides long. RefSeq names its product putative pyruvate dehydrogenase phosphatase isoenzyme 2 (gene pdp2). The record is from RefSeq and is a predicted model, not a curated record. The transcript has 2 exons. Gene Ontology annotation, biological process: protein dephosphorylation. Bases 24 to 1757 code for a protein of 577 amino acids. Gene Ontology annotation, molecular function: protein serine/threonine phosphatase activity; cation binding. Lineage: Eukaryota; Metazoa; Chordata; Actinopteri; Cypriniformes; Cyprinidae.